AUGAUAAUCCGAGCCGUCCAGAAGGCUCCCUUAGCCUGCCCUCGAGGCCUCAACCACACAAGCCUUCGCCGUCCACCAUGGCUCCCCCAAAGCCCACGAGCUCCCAUUCGCAUCUUCCAGACGAGCGCCCCCUCGAGACGUGAACAACCGAAGAACCCCGCGACGACGAAGAUCGCAGAUGGCGUAGAGAAGGCGGCAGCGAAGCCUGCGCAGGCGAAGAAACCCGCCGCCGAUCCUCUCGCUACACCAGAGAAGAAUGCGCAGGAGCAGCGCAAGGCCGACUGGGCCAUCAUGAAGGAGAUGUCGAGAUACCUGUGGCCCAAGGACAGCCUGAGCACCAAGGUCAGAGUCGGACUUGCCGUCUCUCUACUGAUUGGCGCCAAGGUGCUCAACGUCCAGGUGCCCUUCUACUUCAAGAGUAUCGUCGACGCAAUGAACAUCGACUUCGGCGCCACCGGCGGUACCGCGGUGACCAUUGCGGGGAGCAUGAUCCUGGCGUACGGAGCAACGAGGAUAGGAGCCACCGUCUUUCAGGAACUGCGCAACGCGGUCUUUGCCUCGGUCGCCCAGAAGGCCAUCCGCAAGGUUGCCUGCAACGUGUUCGACCAUCUGCUGCGGCUGGACCUCAGCUUCCACCUGUCGAAGCAGACUGGUGGCUUGACGCGCGCGAUCGACCGCGGAACCAAGGGCAUCAGCUUCCUGCUCACGAGCAUGGUCUUCCACAUCAUCCCGACGGCUCUGGAAAUCUCAAUGGUUUGCGGUAUCCUGACAUGGCAGUACGGCGCAAAUUUCGCCGCCAUCACGGUGCUCACAAUGGUUGGAUACACGGCUUUUACCAUCUGGACGACGGCAUGGAGAACCAAGUUCAGGAGACAGGCCAAUGCCGCCGACAACAAGGCGUCUACGGUCGCCGUGGAUUCUCUGAUCAACUACGAGGCUGUCAAGUACUUCAACAACGAGAAAUUCGAGGUCGCGAGAUACGAUCAGGCCCUUCAGGCAUAUGAGAAGAGCUCCAUUAAGGUCGCCACGUCCUUGGCUCUCCUCAACAGCGGACAAAACAUCAUCUUCUCCUCGGCUCUGACUGCCAUGAUGUACCUUGCCGCAAACGGUGUCGCCCAGGGAAAUCUGACCGUUGGUGACUUGGUCAUGGUGAACCAGCUGGUCUUCCAGCUCUCAGUACCUCUCAACUUCCUUGGUUCCGUGUACCGUGAGCUGCGUCAGUCGCUUCUCGACAUGGAGACGUUGUUCAACCUGCAGAAGGUCAACGUCUCUAUCAAGGACGUCGCGGACGCCAAGCCCCUGGCCCUAUCCAAGGGCGGCGAGAUCAAAUUCGAGAACGUCACGUUCGGCUACCACCCUGACCGACCUAUCCUCCGCAACCUCUCCCUCACCAUUCCUGCCGGAAAGAAGGUCGCCGUCGUCGGCCCUAGCGGCUGCGGCAAGUCUACCCUGCUCCGUCUUCUCUUCCGCUCCUACGAUGUUCAAUCGGGUCACAUCUUCAUCGACGACCAGGAAAUUCGUCAGGUCCAAGUAGACUCUCUUCGCAGGUCCAUCGGUGUCGUUCCCCAAGACACUCCCCUCUUCAACGACACCAUCGAGCACAACAUCCGAUAUGGCGACAUGUCGGCGCCCCAAGAAAAGGUCAUCGCCGCCGCCCAACGCGCGCGUAUCCACGAGAUCAUCGAGCGCUUCCCCGACGGCUACCAGACAAAGGUCGGAGAGCGAGGCAUGAUGAUCUCCGGCGGCGAGAAGCAGCGUCUGGCUGUGAGCAGGUUGCUGCUGAAGGAUCCCCCCUUGCUCUUCUUCGACGAGGCGACGAGUGCUUUGGAUACCCAUACCGAGCAGGCGCUCAUGCUCAACAUCAACAGCAUUCUCCGCGAGAAGUCGCGGACCAGCGUGUUUGUUGCGCACAGAUUGCGUACCAUCUUCGACGCGGACCUCAUUAUCGUGCUCAGGGAGGGCAGCGUGGCAGAGAUGGGCACCCACAGGGAGCUGAUUGACCGGGGCGGAUUGUACGCUGAGCUUUGGAGUGCCCAGGAGACGUUGUUCAACGCGGACGGAGAACAAGUUGCGGAGGAGGAUGCCACCAAGAAGCCACUCACGGGUCGCUGA
Molecule: messenger RNA, 2112 nt
Organism: Colletotrichum karsti
Lineage: Eukaryota; Fungi; Ascomycota; Sordariomycetes; Glomerellales; Glomerellaceae
Exons: 2
Coding region: 1-2112 (703 amino acids)
Biological process (GO): intracellular iron ion homeostasis; transmembrane transport
Cellular component (GO): mitochondrial inner membrane
Molecular function (GO): ATP hydrolysis activity; ATP binding; ABC-type transporter activity
Source: RefSeq, a predicted model, not a curated record